Acanthamoeba castellanii str. Neff is the source of this 729-nucleotide messenger RNA. RefSeq lists its product as uncharacterized. The record is from RefSeq and is a predicted model, not a curated record. The annotation marks the transcript as partial. The transcript has 3 exons. NCBI's taxonomy places the organism in Eukaryota, Discosea, Longamoebia, Acanthamoebidae.
CGAGAUGAGCGUGAUGUGCGUCGCAGCGACAGGGAUGACUACCGCAGCGACCGAGAUCGCGACCGCGACGACUACCGCAGCGGCAGCCGCUCCGACAGAGACCGCUACGCGUCAGACCGGGACCGCGAUCGCAGCAAGCGCUCGCGCGAGAGAGACGACGGCGCACGCGGGAGCCGCCGCGACAUCGACGACCAGCGCGACGCCAAGCGCAGGCGCGACGACGACAUCAACGAUCGCGGGUCGCGGGGCUCGUCGUCGGCCUACGCCGACGCGCAGCACGCGCGUGCGAUGGGCGUGACGUCGGCCGGCGCCGACGACGACGGAAUGGAGGUGGUGCAGCCGACCGAGGAGGAGCUCGAGGAGGCGCGGCGCGUGGAGGCCCUCCUCCAGAACUCGUCGGGCGCCCACCACCGCGAGGCCAAGAUCGCCGGCAUCCGCCCGACCGAGAAGUUGUCGGCGAGGCCGGAGCCGGUGUCGAUCGAGGAGUUGGCCAAGCAGCGCGCCCAGGAGAGCGCCAAGCCCAAGUUCCUCUCCAAAGAAGAGAGGCAGCGAUUGGCGUUGGAGAGGCGCGCGGCGCAGGUGAAGGAGAAGCAGGAGAAGACGGCCGAGAUCCGCGAAUCGCGCCAGCAGUUCUUCCACCAGGCCGACGACGCGCCGCCCGCCAAGCCCGACCUCAUGGACGACCGACGCGGCGGGGGCGCCGUGACCGCGAUCGUGACCGCGAGCGCG